This is a messenger RNA of Cynocephalus volans (Philippine flying lemur), 1656 nucleotides long. It is a transcript of the gene SLC22A11, whose product is annotated as solute carrier family 22 member 11. Gene Ontology annotation, cellular component: membrane. NCBI's taxonomy places the organism in Eukaryota, Metazoa, Chordata, Mammalia, Dermoptera, Cynocephalidae. Gene Ontology annotation, molecular function: transmembrane transporter activity. The record is from RefSeq and is a predicted model, not a curated record. Gene Ontology annotation, biological process: transmembrane transport. The coding region runs from base 1 to 1656 and encodes 551 amino acids. The transcript has 10 exons.
AUGGCGUUCUCAGAGCUCUUGGAGCGAGCUGGGGGCGUGGGCCUCUUCCAGGCCCUGCAGGUCUUCACUCUCCUCCUCCCCUCCGUCUUGAUACCCACCCAAAUGCUUCUGGAGAACUUCUCGGCUGCCGUGCCUGGCCACCGCUGCUGGGAGCAGGUGCUGGACAAUAGCUCCGAAGUCCCUGCAAACCUUACCCCUGAGGCCCUCCUGGCCAUCUCCAUCCCACCAGGCCCCAACCAGGAGCCCCACCAGUGUCGCCGCUUCCGCCAACCUCAGUGGCAGCUCCUGGACCCCAAUGCCACAGCCACCAACUGGAGUGAGGCUGCCACGGAACCGUGCCUGGACGGCUGGGUCUAUGACCGCAGCACCUUCACCUCCACUGUUGUGGCCGAGUGGGACCUGGUGUGUGGCUCUGAGGGCCUGAAGCCCAUGGGCCAGUCCAUUUUCAUGGCCGGGAUCCUGGUGGGAGCCUUCGUCUGGGGCCUUCUCUCCAACUGGUUCGGACGGAAGCGGAUGCUGAGCUGGUGCUGCCUGCAGGUGGCCGUGGUGGGCACCAGCACCAUCUUGGCCCCGAAUUUCCUCAUCUACUGUGGGCUCCGGUUUCUGAGCGCUUUUGCAUUGGCUGGCAUCAUCCUGAGCUCGACAACACUGAUGGUGGAGUGGACCACAACCCCUGGGAGGGCUGUCACUAUGACAAUCCAGGGAUGUACGUACAGCGUAGGCCAGACGGCGCUGGCCGGCCUGGCCUUCGCUCUGCGGGACUGGCGAGACCUCCAGCUGGCCGUGUCGGUGCCCUUCUUUGCAGUCUCCCUAAUAUCCUGGUGGCUGCCAGAAUCUGCCCGAUGGCUGAUUAUCGUCGGCAAACCAGACCAAGCACUUCAGGAACUCAAAAAGGUGGCCAGGAUAAACGGCCACAAGGAAGCCAAAAAGACACUGACCACAGAGGUGCUGAUGUCCAGCAUGGAGGGGGAGGUGGCCUCCGCAAAAGCCCACCGGUCAGUGCUGGACCUGUUCCGUGUGCCCGUGCUGCGCUGGAGGAGCUGGGCCAUGCUGGUGGUAAAUUUCUCCAUAAUGGUCUCCUACUAUGGGCUGGUGCUGGACCUGCAGAGCCUGGGGCGUGACAUCUUCCUCCUCCAGGCCCUCUUCGGAGGCAUAGACUUCCUGGGCCGGGCCACCACUACCUUCCUGCUCAAGUUCCUCGGCCGCCGCAUAAUCCUGGCCAGUUUCCAGGCCAUGGCUGGCUUCUCCAUCCUGGUCAACGUGCUGGUGCCACAAGAUUUGCAGACUCUGCGUGUGAUCUUUGCAGUGCUGGGAAAGGGAUGUUUUGGGAUAAGCUUGACCUGCCUCAGCCUCUACAAGACUGAACUCUUCCCAACUCCACUGCGGAUGACAGCAGAUGGCUUGCUGCAGUCGGUAGGCCGGCUGGGAGCUAUGAUGGGUCCCCUGAUCAGGAUGACUCACCAGGCCCUGCCCCUGCUGCCUCCGCUCUCCUACGGAGUCAUCCCCAUCGCAUCCAGCCUGGUGCUCCUGCUUUUUCUCCCAGAGACCCAGGGUUUUCCACUCCCCGACACUAUCCAGGACCUGGAGAGCCAGAAAUCAGCAGCAGCCAGAGGUGGUCAGCGUGAGGUGGUCAUUACAGAAAGCACCUGGUUCUAG